Molecule: messenger RNA, 1567 nt
Organism: Aphanomyces astaci
Lineage: Eukaryota; Oomycota; Saprolegniomycetes; Saprolegniales; Verrucalvaceae
Product: 26S protease regulatory subunit 7
Exons: 5
Coding region: 48-1361 (437 amino acids)
Biological process (GO): proteasome-mediated ubiquitin-dependent protein catabolic process
Cellular component (GO): proteasome regulatory particle, base subcomplex
Molecular function (GO): proteasome-activating activity; ATP binding; ATP hydrolysis activity
Source: RefSeq, a predicted model, not a curated record
GCCAUAAUUCCAACGCAAGAUCGUUCGAAGAAGGAAGCAGCAGCGACAUGUCCAAGGGAGAAUGCCAGACGAAGAACGUCAACGAGUAUGACAACGAGGAUGAGCUGAAUGAACCCCCGUCCAAGAUCCUGGACGAGGGCGAUAUCGCGCUGCUCAAGACGUACGGCCUCGGACCGUACUCGCGCAGCAUCAAGAGCGUCGAGGACGACAUCAAGAAGGUGCAGCAAAGCGUCAACGACUUGGUCGGGAUCAAGGAGAGCGACACGGGGCUGUCGAUUCCUUCCCAAUGGGAUCUCGUCAGCGACAAGCAGAUGCUCCAGGAAGAACAGCCACUGCAAGUCGCGCGAUGCACCAAGAUCAUCAACGCCGGCGAGGACGACGCCAAGUACAUGAUCAAUGUCAAGCAAAUUGCAAAGUUCGUGGUCGGUCUCGGCGAGAAGGUCGCGCCCACGGACAUUGAGGAAGGCAUGCGGGUGGGUGUCGACCGCACCAAGUAUGCGAUCCAGAUCCCGUUGCCUCCCAAGAUCGAUCCCACGGUAUCGCUCAUGACGGUAGAAGACAAGCCCGAUGUGACCUACGACGACGUGGGCGGGUGCAAGGACUCGCUGGAAAAGCUGCGCGAAGUCGUGGAGCUGCCGUUGCUGCACCCCGAACGGUUUGUCAACCUCGGCAUCGACCCCCCCAAAGGCGUGUUGCUGUACGGUCCGCCUGGGACUGGGAAGACGCUGUCUGCGCGCGCCGUCGCGAACCGCACGGACGCAUGCUUCAUUCGCGUGAUCGGCAGCGAACUCGUCCAGAAGUACGUCGGCGAAGGCGCGCGCAUGGUCCGCGAACUGUUCACGAUGGCCCGGUCCAAGAAGGCAUGCAUUGUCUUCUUUGACGAAGUCGACGCCAUCGGCGGCGCCCGCAGCAGCGGCGAGGAAGGUGGCACGGACAACGAAGUCCAGCGCACGAUGCUUCAGAUUGUCACCGAGCUCGACGGGUUUGACCCCCGGGGGAACAUCAAAGUGCUAAUGGCGACGAACCGACCGGAUACGCUGGACCCGGCCCUCAUGCGCCCGGGGCGGCUGGAUCGGAAGGUCGAAUUCACGGUCCCCGAGCUGGAGGGGCGGACGCAAAUCCUCCAAAUCCACGCGAAGAGCAUGAGUUGUGACCGCAAUAUUCGCUUUGAGCUCAUUGCACGCCUCUGCCCCAACACCACGGGGGCGGAGCUGCGCAGUGUGUGCACCGAGGCGGGCAUGUAUGCGAUCCGAGCGCGCCGCAAAAGCGUGAGCGAGAAGGAUUUCCUCGAGUCGGUCAACAAGGUGAUCAAGGGGUACCAAAAGUUCUCGUCCACGCCCAAGUACAUGGUGUACAACUAGCACUUUAGUACUUUGCCACUUGUUAAUCAUCUUUCCAGCCUUCGAAAUCCAUCGCCCGACACUUAUCCGAAUCCGGAUAGACAGAGCAUACAGUCCAAUCAAAUAGCGGGAAGACAAUCGACUAGCCAAUGAAAUUGAUACAACUCAAAAUUUCAACCAAUGGUACUUCAUCGAUGUUUGGCCCAAGGAUUUGUUUGGCCCAUUUG